AUGUCUCAAAUUAAUACAUCCAUAUUCAUCCUAUUCUCAGUUUUGACCACAAUUAAUGCUGAAACUGCAUUUAGCUAUUCAAAAAACAAUAAUGAAUUGUAUUACAACAUUGUAUCAGAUGAAGCUUUAGUUGUUUUAGCCUUUUCUGGUUAAAAGGACUUAAGAGAAUACCUAUUUUGUAGAGUGAAAGACUGCGAAUGUGAAGAAAGACUUGCUUAAGGACCAAAGAGCCAUCCAAAAUUGAGUGAGCAGUAGAUUAUCUCCAAUUACUUUUGUGAAAAUAAUUCGAUGAAAUUUUUAAGACCAGACACAGGAUUCUAACCAUAUAUAUGGAAGAACAAUCAGCAACAAGAACAACCUAAACAUGUUGAAAAAUACUCAAGAAUUAUUUAAGAAGUCACAAAUACUUCCGGUAGUACUACUUAUACUGACACUGAUAUGACUGCAUCCUUAUCUAUUGGAACCACUUUCUAAGUGAAAUGGAAGUUUAAUACAGAUGACACCAUCGAGAUGUGCUUCAUUUUGAAUUAAAAAUCAUGGAUAGGAGUUGGUUUUGGAAAAGGGAUGAAGAAUGUUGAUAUGCUCACAAUUAAUAUAAUAGAUGGCUAAGCAGAAGUUUUGGAUUUGUGGUCAGUCGAAGAUGAUACACCUCCUACAGAUACAAAAUAAGACUUAGAAUUGGUCUCUUAUAGCAUAUCUGACACUUCUGUAAAAGCUAGAAUAAAAAGGAAAUUAAACACAGGAGAUUCUUCACAAGAUGUAGUUUUGGCUAAAGGAUCUGCUUAUACUUGGAGUUAUGCAACAUCAUCAGCCUUGGUUAUGGAGGAUCAUGGUCACAACUUUGAAGAAUUUUCUAUUACUUUAAACGAGACAGGAGACACUAAUUGCUUAUGUUUGUUGUGA
Messenger RNA from Paramecium tetraurelia, 903 nucleotides. RefSeq lists its product as uncharacterized. The record is from RefSeq and is a predicted model, not a curated record. Gene Ontology annotation, molecular function: copper ion binding; dopamine beta-monooxygenase activity. Gene Ontology annotation, cellular component: secretory granule membrane. NCBI's taxonomy places the organism in Eukaryota, Ciliophora, Oligohymenophorea, Peniculida, Parameciidae. The transcript has 4 exons. Gene Ontology annotation, biological process: dopamine catabolic process; octopamine biosynthetic process; norepinephrine biosynthetic process.